UGAGGGAGGGGCCGCAGACGCUCGGAGAGCUCUCACUGAACACCGCGCUGUCAGAAGGGGCGAGCAUUUCUUGAAGCUCCCGUUCAGUCAAAAGGCCGCUGCAGCAUCCGCAAAAGAGGAGAAUACCGCUUGUGUGAAAUCUAGGUUUUUGACGGUGGAAUCCGACCAACAAUGUCUUACCAAGGGAAGAAGAACAUCCCAAAGAUCACAAGCGACAGGCUUCUGAUCAAAGGCGGCAGGAUUGUGAACGACGACCAGUCUUUCCACGCUGAUAUCUACAUGGAAGAUGGCCUCAUUAAGCAGAUUGGAGACAACCUCAUCGUUCCUGGUGGCGUUAAAACCAUCGAGGCGAAUGGGAAAAUGGUGAUCCCAGGUGGCAUUGACAUCCACACGCACUUCCAGAUGCCGUACCGCGGAACCACAACUGUGGAUGACUUCGCUCAGGGAUCAAAGGCCGCCCUUGCUGGCGGAACGACCAUGAUCGUGGACCAUGUGAUACCAGAGCCCGGCACCAGCCUGAUGGAGGCUUAUGACCAGUGGAGGCAGUGGGCCGACGAGAAAACCUGCUGCGAUUACUCUCUCCAUGUAGACAUAACACAUUGGGAUGACAGCGUGAAGCAGGAAGUGGACAACCUCAUCAAGGACAAAGGAGUGAACUCAUUCCAGGUCUACAUGGCCUAUAAAGACUACUACCAGCUGAGCAACAGCCAGCUCUACGAGGUUUUCACCUUCCUGGCAGAGAGGGGGGGCAUCGUUCAGGUCCAUGCCGAAAACGGAGAGAUCAUUGCAGAGGAGCAAGCCCGGAUGCUCCAGAUGGGUAUCACAGGACCAGAGGGACAUGUGCUGAGCAGGCCAGAGGAGCUGGAGGCCGAGGCCGUGUUUCGGGCCGUCACCAUCGCCAGUCAGACCAACUGUCCUCUUUACGUGACCCGCGUCAUGAGCAAGAGCGCCGCUGACAUCAUCUCACAGGCACGGAAAAAAGGAAACGUUGUGUUUGGGGAGCCAAUCACAGCCAGUUUGGGGACUGAUGGAACACAUUACUGGAGCAAGAACUGGGCCAAAGCAGCAUCCUUCGUGACAUCCCCUCCUCUCAGCCCGGACCCCACCACUCCUGACUAUCUGAACACAAUGCUGGCCAGCGGAGACCUGAGCGUGACUGGCAGCGCUCACUGCACCUUCAGCGUGGCACAGAAGGCCAUCGGCAAAGACGACUUCACUCAGAUCCCAGAAGGUGUGAACGGCGUGGAGGAAAGAAUGGCUCUCAUCUGGGAUAAAGCUGUGACCACAGGUAAAAUGGACGAAAACAUGUUUGUGGCCAUCACCAGCACCAAUGCCGCCAAGAUCCUGAAUCUGUACCCUCGCAAGGGUCGGAUUGCUGUGGGCUCCGAUGCCGACCUGAUCAUCUGGGACACAGACUCAGUUCGUACAAUCACUGCCAAGACUCACAAUUCGGCUGCCGAAUACAACAUCUUUGAGGGCAUGGAGCUGCGUGGAGCUCCACUGGUGGUGAUCUGCCAGGGAAAGAUUGUUCUGGAAGACGGAAAACUUCAAGUCACCUCUGGAGUGGGACGUUUCAUUCCCUGCUCUCCAUUCCCAGACUUUGCCUAUAAGCGAGUCAAAGCCAGGAAGCAGCUGGCCGUUCUGAGGGCAGUGCCCAGAGGAAUGUACGACGGCCCGGUGUCUGAAUUCUCCAUGUCCCGUGGGGGUACUCCCUCUGCCUCGGCACGCACCUCUCCCACCAAACAGCCUGUCAGAAACCUGCACCACCAGUCUGGAUUUUCUCUAGCAGGUAACCCUGCAGCUUGUGGACCCCCCACCCCUGAUGAAGUUCCCAUCAGGCCUGCUGGACGCCGUAUUGUAGUGCCCCCCGGUGGCCGCUCAAACAUCACAUCUCUCAGCUAAACUGUUGGAAGACGAAGGAAUAAAGGAAGAUGAAGAUUGAGAAGGUGGAAGAGAUGCAGGAAAACACGUUUAGACUAAAGAUUAAAAAAAAAAAAUAAAAUAAAAUAAAAAAAGCAAAACACUGAAUCCUCAUGCCUUACCUGUCACAAAUGCUACUAUGCUCGGAUGAGAACUGAUUCCAUUUACCUGCAGAGGAGUGGAGGGGUCAAGAUUUACCACCAAAGUCUUACUCUAGCCUUAUUUCUUCUCUACACUGAGAACAAUAGAAAAUCAUUCACAGUAAAACCCACUUCCUACACAUUUUGAAAACCUCAUUCUCAAAAGGAAAAUGGAUUCAAACAUUCUCAGAGUGAAGCUUUUGGUCUUUAAUUCUGUUUGGCUUUUAAUGUGACCCCCCCUUUUGUCAUGAACCUAAUUUCUCCAUUGUCAGCGAAACUUAAAACUAGACCCUCAUUAGUCAUGUAUGAUCAUGCAGUACCUUUAGCUAGCUCUAGGUGGCAUUGUAUAUAUGAUAGAUGUAAAGUAGCUUUGUGAUUGAUGUGGUUGCAGCAUGUUUGGGUUUACCAGACCAAGUAAAAGAUGUUUGUCGGAUCAUAAGGGGAGGGGGGAGGAUAGAAGUCGGACAUGGACCUGCAUGGGCCACAUGAACAUGGGUGACGUGAUCCAUGAUCCAUUUACAUCCAUCCCACGCCUCCAGGGUCUUUGACUGAUACCAUUCUCAUGUUAUACAAUAUCGAUCAUUGGUUUUAAAUGAAAAAAAUAAAACACUUGUGCUUAAAAAAAGUCAGAAAACGUAUUUUCUGAAAAUGUGUGUGUUUUAGUUUUUAAAAAUCCACUGUUGCGAUGCAAAAGGAUCAUUGCAGCUUCCCAUCAUUUGAUCGUACUUCUAUCAUACCAGCAAUACUGAAGUAAUCAGACAGAAAAGUGAAAGAAAAUGAAAGCCAGAUAACAGGAGAACUUUGCAGCUUCCCAUUUAGCUGGGCGGUCAUUUCCUAAAGACAAGAGACCCAUAACUUCAACGUUAGACUCAGCCAAAUACUCUGUCGGGAGAGGGGGGGCAUUGCAGCUUUAGUUUCUUUUCUUUGUUUUUGUUAUCUCUGCUGUGUCCUGAUAAGGCUGAGGAUUAUAGUGAAGGGAAGCUUUUGUUUGGUUACACACCCCAAAAACUGGCUGUUUUUGUUUGUCAGACUGACCAGGUACAAGCGGCGGUGUGAUGUAUUUAUGUUUGUUUGACAACCUUUAUUACUGUUUUUAUGUUUCUUUUUUUUUUACUGUUGUAUCAAAAACCCACAGAUGGCAGGUGAGAAAUAAAAAGAUAAAAAUAAAACAAACAGGUGUUGAAGAAAGAUUUGUUUCCUGAAUAAACACGAGUUGCAACUGA
Molecule: messenger RNA, 3283 nt
Organism: Oryzias melastigma (Indian medaka)
Lineage: Eukaryota; Metazoa; Chordata; Actinopteri; Beloniformes; Adrianichthyidae
Gene: dpysl3
Product: dihydropyrimidinase like 3
Exons: 14
Coding region: 172-1902 (576 amino acids)
Biological process (GO): actin crosslink formation
Cellular component (GO): cytoplasm; cytosol
Molecular function (GO): hydrolase activity, acting on carbon-nitrogen (but not peptide) bonds, in cyclic amides
Source: RefSeq, a predicted model, not a curated record